Molecule: messenger RNA, 4977 nt
Organism: Pocillopora meandrina
Lineage: Eukaryota; Metazoa; Cnidaria; Anthozoa; Scleractinia; Pocilloporidae
Source: the annotation of a GenBank genome assembly
CUACCUUCUUGUGCUUCUUGCAUUAAAUUUUUCUUUUUUGGUGCCUUCCUUUUGUAAUAAUCCAUGUGAGGCUCUGUAAAAUCAUAAGGGUCCUGGAAUAACUUGCUCAAGGAAAUGUUUAGUAAAUGCUAAAAUGUUUAAGGGCACAUAUUUAUAUGAUAUGGACAAGAGUUGGAUAUACUUUUCCUUGGCUCUCGCCACAGAUCUUUUGUCUAUGGGAUUUAGUUUCAGAUGCUCAACCAAGGACUUUCCAAUUAAUUGGGUGAUGUCCCAAGUUUAUGAGAAGCAACUAGAUUUGCUUUCUGCUCUCUUAUGGGUGCUUAAGUUCCUUUCAAUUAAAUACAGCUGUGUAUUAACGGGUUUUGUAUUUCCUUUCUUACAACAGCUUCCUUAUUACAUCGAUGGGGAUAUGAAGAUCAGUCAGAGUAAUGCAGUAAGUCAAUAAAAUUAUAGGAAUUGUUCCAUAAAUAAUCUGUUAAUUUGAAAUGCUUAAUUCUUCCAUAAUUAUCUAAUAAAUGCAAUUUGCAGAUACUUCGUCAUAUAGCAAGGAAACAUGAUUUGUGUAAGUGUGCAUUUCCAUUAUUUGAAUAAUAGUUCUGGAGAGAAGGUCAAUAAAUACAAAGAACAUCUUCAAGCAAAUAGAAACUUGUAAAUUGAUGCUAUUGUCAGAACUUAAAAAAUCUUUUGUUUUAUCUUGCUUUAGGAUUGGUCUAGUAAAUUCUCCGCACCCUCUCAACCAAAAGUAUUCAAAACUAAGACCAACUGAACCUUGGUUACUUGCUUUUUUCUGAACUUCAGGCAUACAGUUUUCUUGUUUUUACUUUUAAUUCUUAUUUUCUCUUGGUAAAAGUUUCCUUUGUUUUGAUUGGUCAUUUCAGUCACUUUGGACUGGUUUUACAACACUCUAUUAAAUGCAAUAAAAGGUCCCUGCGUGGUUCUGAUUAAUUAGCAUUUUAGACCAUCAGUUUUACAAACUUAAGAUAAAUACAAGCUACAGUCAAACCUGUAUUAAGUAGUCACCCAUGGGGAAUGGUGGAAGACCGCUUUAUUUAGGUUAAUAGCCUAAUUCAGGUUCUACAGAAUAGGGUUAUUAUAAAAAAUGAUAAAAGUGGCAUUUUAUGUCAUAAUUGACCACUUAAUUUGCAAAACUUGUUCAGAAAUACUGCUAACAUUGAUUUUGGGAGAUAAACAUGGAUCAAAUUUUGCCUGAAAGACUAUUCUUAGUUUGAUUUAAGAGGUUUGGCUUUGAGUGACCAUUCAGUACAAAUGAAGGACAAUACAAACAGGCUAUUGGGACUCGGUGACCAUGGUGGUCACCCUUACAAGGGUGACCACCAUGGCUUAAUAGAGGUGACCACUUAAUACAGGUUCAACUGUUUAAUGAUGAUGUUUGUCCGAGAGAUGAUUGGUUCCAUGUGUACAUCAGUAACAUUUUUCUACUCUGGUAAGCUUGUAAAGAAGAAUGCUCUUUGUAAUUUGUAAGGUGGCACAUCUGAAGAAGAGAAAGUAAUGGUGGAUGUUGCAGAAAACCAGGUUUGCUCUCUCUUCUCUUCCUUAAGUAAAAUUUUGCUUGUAAGAACUUUAACAGCUGUUGCAAGAAUUUUCUUGUUUUGUUAUAUUCCUGUGAUCUUCAAAUGAUCUGAAAAGGUUGCAAUCCGCAUUUUGAACUGACCACUACUUUAGAGAAAUGAUGAAUAUUUUGCUAUGUUUGCAUUCACCAUGAUAGAAAAACUACACUCAUUUUUCAGGAUAGUAAAAUGUAUACAUUAUUCCUCUUUGCAUUUUAUUUUAGGCUGGUCAGUCUCUGAGUCUACAAUAUCUUGCUUUUUUUUUCCAAAAUUGUGUUGUGGUAAUCAAAACUGUAUGUUAUUUCUAUAAAUCUGAAUGUCUCUUAGCCUGCUAUGUAGGUCACAGGACAUUUUGAUUUUGAUUAUGUGUAAAAUAAUUAUAUGAUGACUUUAUUUUAUAAAAAGUUAAUAUUGUAACACUAUUUUAAACUUUUGCAGCUCAUGGAUUUCCGCAAAAAGUUUACUGCAUUGUGUUAUAAUCAGAACUUUGUGAGUACUAACACUUGAGAGUAGUUUGUACAUAAUUUAUUCAAUUUCAAACAUAGUUUCUCACAAUUAUUGUGACCAUUGUUUUGAUAUUUCUUGGGCUUGAAUAUUCUAAAAUAUCCAUUAAUUUUUGCAUGGUGCAAAGUUGCUGGGCAGUUAUCAAGCAAUAAAAACUCUAUAUCUAAAUUUAUCUUGCAAUUGUUUUAAUCAAAAAAGAAAAAAGGCCAGCAUAAAAAAGCUAGCUCAAGAGUUUAAUUUUUUAAUAUUAAUUAAUUUACUUGGAAGAAAGACAAACUUAUUCUUUUAGAAUGUAUUUUUCAAAUUUCCAAUGACCAUUGAUAGUGAGUGGGUUAUAGUUGAAAAGUUUUUUCACAAUAUUUUUUUCUUUGCAUUUUCCCUAGCUAUUUGUUGUUUUAACUUACCUGUCUUACCUAUUUGGAGAAUGGUGAUGCUAUUUGCUUUCAUCCUUGAGUUUUUGAGGUGUCAUGCAGACUCUCUGAUCUGUAAAUAGAUUUCUGACAUUUCAGACAUUUUGUGUCAAGGCUUGUUGAAUUAGCAAUAUGUUACUCUUUUGAAUGAGAUGUUAUUAAGGUGUGCUUAUUAACAGUAGAUUUUUUGUUGUUGUUUAAUCAUAUACUAGAUGCCAGUUGGUUAUACUCUUUUGGUGAAUAUUUAUCUUUCCUGGCAGGAAACAUUGAAAGAGAACUACCUUAAUGAUGUCAAGCCUAUGAUUAAACAAUUUGCUGAAUUUUUGGGAGAAAAGAAAUUUGUAACUGGAGAUAAGGUAAACAAGUAAUAGGAUCCAAAUGUUGAUGACAAGUUAAGGCUGAAGAAUGCACCAGCUAAACUUGCCAAUCAAAGCCUGAUGCAGAAUUGGGUUUUCUUAAGCUUUUGUUUAGUUUUUUGGUUUUUUAGCUCAGAGAGGGUCCUUCAGCUCUUUUAAUCAAUCCUUUUCCAACCUUUCACCUUUUCACCCCCCUUAGAGUGACUGGCCUCUAAUUUCUCCUUAAAGUGUCACCCUUAAAUCAAACAUAAAGGUCAUGAGAAUUAAGGAACAAACCACCAAUUCAAGGAACUCCUGAUUUCAGAAUUGGUUUUCAUUGCCAAUGCCAUGGGUAAUGUAGAGAGAAUAGUGUGGAGAAUAUUAACAACACCUUAACAUCAGUAUGCAUAUUCUCCAUACUGUUCUCUCUAUGUUUCCUUUGGUAUUGACAAGGAGAGUUAGGUUAGCAAUGUAGAGAUUCCUUAGUUAGUGAUCAUUUCAGUUAUUCUCGUGGCCUUGAUGAGUGAUUCAGGGAUGACAUUUUAAGGAGAAAUUAGAUGCUAAUCACUCUUAGGAGUUAAAGGGUUAAUUUUGGGUGUAAAGGGUUAAUGUUUGAUUACUUUUAUUUGAGGGAACAUAAAUUGUGAAAACUCUGAUGAAGUUCAGUUCCUCUGAGAAACCAAAUCUAACUUCCUGUAGAAUAGUUAGCAUUCAUCCGGCCUACGAUCCUCAAUAUUGAAAGUCUUAAUAUUUUUCGUUGCGACAGAUAACGUUUGUUGAUUUUAUCCUGUAUGAAAUAAUGGAUGAACACCAAAUUUUUGAUGGUACUUUGUUGGAGCCACACAAAAACCUUAAGGUAAAAGUUAUUUGUUUUCUUUUUGAUGCAUAUUUCAACUUGAGGCAAGGAAGAAUAUCUUCUAAACGUCACGCCUGUAUACCUCAGCGUUCUUUAGGUGCUUCAUUAAGGAGACUCUAAGGGUUACCCCAUUAAUGCCCCUUAAGCACUUCUCAUUCCCUCUAGAUUCCAUUUUCUGUCAGGCUUGAGAACAAUCCUUUUUAGCUUGGUUCUUUUGUUAUUUUCAUCUUUGUUGUUACCUUUCUUUGACUACAUGAUUUUUCCGUGGUAUUUAAGUGAAUGCUUGCAGAUUUCGUGGCCCUCUCAAUUCUCAGUAGCUUUGUGCAAGGAAUAUUCCCCUAGUUGGUCUAAAAUACAGUAUAAAUUGAUCACAGGCUAAAACUCAGUAGAAAUCAGUGGACUUUUCUGUAGUCUUUUUUUUUUUGAAAGAGAUUAAAUUACAAAGAGGGGAACCAAGGGGAUGAUUUUUCAAGGGAAGAAGGGACCAUGAACUAACAUGGGUGUAGUUAGCUACAGGAUUUUUAUUCCUUGGAGGAAAAAUAUUUUUUAAGUCAUCAAAGAAAUUCUUCUCUGUAAAAUUUGAAAUUCUGUGCUACAGUAUUUUUGGAAUGUCUGAAUAUCAAGUUAGAUUUUGAUUAAACUGCCAUGAUGUUGUGUACUGAGGAUAAAACACAGAGGAAAGUAUUAAUGGAAGGUUCAGGCGUUUAGCAGUGUAGAGCAAUUUUCGAUGAGCACUCAUCCAUAAAAAAACAGAUAAUUUUUAUUUUUCAGAUUCAUCUUCACAAGUAUUCUACAACUGCUCAUACAAUUUCUAAUGUUACUUUCCACUCAGCAUCCCUUACACAUUGUGAACUAUAAUUUACUCUAUCUUUUUAUUACUCAAUAAACUACUUCGCUUGUUUUCAGGAUUUCUUGAAACGCAUUGGGGUAAGUAGGCAUUAAGUUUCCUGUAGCCAUAGUAAGUGCCUUCAAUUUUUAUUCGAAGAGGAAGAUGUUGAUCGCGAGACGGUGCAGUCAAUACCGAGUUGCUGUAGAAUGUUUGGAUAGGUUCCCUUUGUUUUUAACUGUGGCCAGAUUGUAAGUUAUGAUAAGUUAAUGUGCUUCUCCGUGGAAGACGAGAAUAAGGCCACCUGUACCACCUUGGAUAUAGUUUAACUGUUGUCACUCCGUACAAAUGCUGCCAAGGGACAACUUUUUCAAACUAUCUUUGUGGUUUCUUUGUGCAGGAACUACCUACCAUUGCGGCCUAUCUCAAGUCAGACAGGUUUAAACCUCGUCCUAUUAACAACAAGAUGGCAAAAUUC